CUAACUGGACGGAUCUAUCAAUACGGUUGAAAUAUCAUUUUUAAAAUGGAAAACCAAACUAUUGAAUUUAAUGCUGACGAGCUUCAGCCGCCAACUUGGCUAAAUGUCGGGUUUAUCGGAGACAUUUUAAGUGCCUACGAGAAAGUAGAUCUGAAUGUGACCGAGCUGCAGAUCUCCCCCGCCACUGCCCAGGGAGAUCACUAUGCCAGCGUCAUGUUCCGCACCAAGGUGGAGUAUACCACCGCCAAGGGAAAGUUCUCCAAGGCGCUGAUUAUCAAGACAAUGCCGGAGCAGGAGGGUCACAAGAAGGACAUGCUGGCGGACACCCAUGUGUUCGAAACGGAGAUAGGAAUGUACUGCUACGCCCUUCCAGAGUUCGAAAGAAUUCUCCGGGAGGCAGGGGAUAAUACUAAGCUGUUCGUGCCCUGCAUCUAUCACAGCUUGAAACCGCGCCAAGUGAUGAUCUUCGAGGAUCUGGUGCCGCAGGGGUACACCGUCAUUCGGAAUAGUCCACCAUCAGUAGGGGAUUUAAAAUUAGUAUUUGCCAAGCUGGCCAAGUGGCACGCAGUCAGCAUGAAAGUUAUUAAUGAGCAACCUACUUUUCUGAAGGAGUUCAAGUAUGGUCUUUUCGAAAUGCCCACCAUCAACACUGAUCCCUUUAUAACAACUGGCAUGGGAAACUUUAUCAAAAUGCUGGACAAACUCCCAGAGCUGAGGAAGUACAAGCCUCAUUUCGAAAAGAUAAAAGAUAAUUAUUUGCAACGACUGCAAGUGGAGAUGCAUGAGUAUCACAAAUAUCGGAGGAAUGAUCGAUACUACGUCCUGUGCCACGGGGACUUCCAUCUUCGGAACAUGAUGUUCAGGCACAACAAGAAGCUAGGAGCCUACGAUGACGUAAUGCUGGUGGAUUUCCAAUUCUCCAAUCUUGUUCCUAUCACAGUGGACCUGACAUACUCCAUCUAUAUGUUGAUGGAGCCGGAACAGCGCUGGGAAAUGGGAAAGGACUUGAUCAACUAUUACUUUUCGGUUUUGCUUGACACUCUUAGGAAAAUUGGAUACAGGGGUGAUAUGCCUACCCAAAAUGAUUUGUGGGAUCAAAUUCACAACAACAAAUACUUUGAUUUUUUUUUGAUCAGCACAUUGCUUCCUAUGAUGUUGGGCAUUAAAUCAGACACUCUUAAAAUGCAUGACGCCCUCCAAGACCCAGAGGAACGGCAGAAGUCUUACUAUUACGAUGCCUAUAUUAAAGAUGUCUCCAAGUUAUUACCCAAAUUCGAAAAAUUAGGAUACUUUAAUGAUCUAUAAUUUAAAAGUUUACAUAAUAUAUAACAAAGUGUUAGCCUGUUAUUCCAAAUAAUAUUUAUACACUGAAGUAGUGUGAUAUGAAUAAA
Molecule: messenger RNA, 1391 nt
Organism: Drosophila biarmipes
Lineage: Eukaryota; Metazoa; Arthropoda; Insecta; Diptera; Drosophilidae
Exons: 3
Coding region: 46-1305 (419 amino acids)
Source: RefSeq, a predicted model, not a curated record